Hypanus sabinus (Atlantic stingray) is the source of this 1150-nucleotide messenger RNA. RefSeq lists its product as uncharacterized. Lineage: Eukaryota; Metazoa; Chordata; Chondrichthyes; Myliobatiformes; Dasyatidae. The record is from RefSeq and is a predicted model, not a curated record. The transcript has 8 exons. Bases 29 to 1150 code for a protein of 373 amino acids.
CGAUUUAUGCAUUGCGAGAGAGAUUGCGAUGGCACACACUUUUACUUUAAACGAGCUCGUGAAUUUGGCCAUCGGCACUCCCGAGGUGGGUGUGUGUAACUUCAACGCGCUGCAUGCACUCCUGCAUGGUAUUUUGGAACAUCUCCAACUUGGAGAGGCGCAGAAGACGGUGGAAGAAGUAGAGGCUGAGUUUAUCAAACCCAAGAGCGCCAAGGGCAAGGUUUCUGCAGGAGAAGCCCCUGCUUCAGAAGGUCCACCCAAAGAGAAUGGAAAAUCGGUUUCUCUCUUCCACCAACUGGAGGAAAAAGUUGCAAAGCUCCAAAACGCGAUGGACUUCUUGGGGCAAUUGCCCAGUGUUCCAGAACUCAUGGCCCGCAGCCAAGAGGAGGCGAGUGGUAGGAAAUACUCUCUAUCCAGCGGCAGUGGAGGGCCAGUGAAGGAAAUGUGGCAACUUAUGCAAGUCAAAAAAAAGGUGGAAGCAAACGAGGAAGGAGUACAUAAGACAAUGGGAUCACUACAAGAAUUGAUGAAUACAUUGAAUCUCUUGAGUAGUAACCAUGAAGCAAUGAAGAAGGACCUUGAAAAACUACAGCAAAGCAAAGCACGAAACACUGAAGAAACGACUCGCAAAUUGAGUACUUUUGAAGACCAGCUGAAUAAUCUGCCAGAUGCAAAAGAUUUUGUUUUGUGGAAUACUUUGCAGACAUUAUUGAAUAAAGAUCUUGAUUAUGAUGCAAAAAUUUCUUUGCUUGGUCUUCAAUCAGAAAUAGGUGAUUUUGAAACAAAUGUGGAAGGUCGGAAGGUGCCUGGAACAGAGCGUGGUCCGACCUUGAGCGCCCUGCAUCAACUGUCACAAAUGCCAAUCAGUCAUGAGGUUCUUAAAGAAAGAGUAGAUUCUCUGGAAGAUGAAAUCAGGCGACAAAUGGAAGAAAUAGAAAAGAAAGGUCUUCCUGAUGAUCUGAUGAUCAAAUUGGGUUUACUGGAGAAUGGAAUACAAAUUGCCCAGAAUGAAAAUUAUCAGGAUAGAGAAUUGUUGGCAACCCUGAAGAGGAAAUUAGAAGAAAUGGAGGAAGACUUUGAGGGCCGCCUAGGAGUACUGCAAGCUGAUCACAAUGAACUCCAGGUGAUAGGAGGGCUCAGUACUUGCUGA